UGGCCCUCAGCUGUGUGGACGGUGGCCCUCGGGGCUGCCUCUGCCCGUCGGGGCCCCGGAUUCAGCUGCCUUGCUGCCGCCUGGUUCAGCAGCUCUUCCCUUGCCGUGGUGGCAGCACUGCGAGUGAGCCCACUCUCUUCCAGGGUCCCCGGCAUGGUGCUCAAGGCCUUCUUCCCGACGUGCUGCACCUCGGCGGACAGUGGGCUGCUGGUGGGACGGUGGGUCCCGGAGCAGAGCAGUGCGGUGGUCCUGGCUGUGGUACACUUUCCCUUCAUCCCCGUCCGAGUCAAGGAGCUCCUGGCCCAGGUGCAGCAGGCCAGCCAGGUGGGCGUGGCCGUGCUCGGCACCUGGUGUCACCGCCGGCAGGAGCCCGAGGAGGGCCUGGGCCGCUUCCUGGAGGGCCUGGGGGUCAUCUUCUUCCACGAGCCCUGGCUGCAGCUGUGCCGUGAACGGGGCAGCACUUUCUGGAGCUGCAAGGCCAUCCAGCGGUCCACACCCCCCGGCGUGCCCAGCGAGGACCAGGUCAUGCUCGUCUUCUAUGACCAGCGCCAGGUGCUGCUGUCCCAGCUGCACCCGCCUGCUGCCCUGCCCGACCACCAGGCUGGGGACGCCCCAGCCAGCGCCGGGGGCCUGGCCGCUGUCUUUGACACAGUGGCCCGCAGCAAGGCGCUCUUCAGCAGUGACAGGUUUGAUGAGGGGCCCGUGCGGCUGAGCCACUGGCAGUCGGAGGGUGUGGAGGCCAGCGUCCUCGUGGAGCUGGCCAAGCAGGCCGCCGGGCCCGCUUGCCUGCUGCUCAGCUUCCUGCUGUCACUCCUCUCAGCCAUGGCUGCUUGCCGGCUGUUUCGUCUGUGGCCACUGCCCUUCAUCUGCAGCAAGCUGUCCACCUGUGAGCAGGUCCGGCACCGGCUGGGGCAGCUCUCGCUCGUCUUCAGUACCCAGAAGGCGGAAAACCCCACCCAGCUGAUGAGGAAGGCCAACGUGCUCAUCUCAGUGCUGCUGGAUGUGGCCCUGGGCCUGGCGCUGCUGACCUGGCUCCAUGGGAAGGACCGCAUUGGGCAGCUAGCUGACGCCCUCAUCCCUGUGGCCGAUCGCGUGGCCGAGGAGCUUCAGCACCUGCUGCAGUGGCUAAUGGGCGCGCCUGCCGGGCUCAAGAUGAACCGGGCACUGGACCAGGUGCUGGGCCGCUUCUUCCUCUACCACAUCCACCUGUGGAUCAGCUACAUCCAUCUCAUGUCACCGUUCAUUGAGCGCAUCCUGUGGCACGUGGGCCUCUCCGCCUGCCUGGGCCUCACGGUUGCCGUGUCCCUCCUGUCGGACAUCAUCGCCCUCCUCACUUUCCACAUCUACUGCUUCUACGUCUAUGGCGCCAGGCUGUACUGUCUGAAGAUGUACGGCCUGUCCUCACUCUGGCGCCUGUUCCGGGGCAAGAAGUGGAACGUGCUGCGGCAGCGUGUGGACUCCUGCUCCUACGACUUGGACCAGCUUUUCAUCGGGACCCUGCUCUUCACCAUCCUGGUCUUCCUCCUGCCCACCACAGCCCUGUACUACCUGGUGUUCACGCUGCUCCGGCUCCUGGUGGUGGCCGUGCAGGGCCUUCUCCACCUGCUCGUGGACCUCAUCAACUCCCUGCCACUAUACUCGGUCGGCCUGCGGCUCUGCCGGCCCUACAGACUUGCCGCCGGCGUGAAGUUCCGGGUCUUGGAGCAUGAAGCUGGCAAGCCUCUCCGCCUCCUGAUGCAGAUAAACCCACUGCCGUACAGCCGUGUCGUGCGCGCCUAUCGCCUCCCCAGCUGUGGCUGCCGCCCCAAGCUCUCCUGGAGCUCGUUGUGCCGCAAGCUCUUCUUUGGGGAGCUCAUCUACCCCUGGAGGCAGAAGGGGGGCAAGCAAGACUGAGGGCCCAGCCACCACUCAGCAGUGCCUCCUGGCCACGGCAGUCUCUGCUCUACCCCGGGUGGCAUGGACUGUUGGGCAGUGAAUGCCCCCCAGGUGUCGGGUGGGAGAUGCCCAU
Trichechus manatus latirostris (Florida manatee) is the source of this 2008-nucleotide messenger RNA. It is a transcript of the gene PIGQ, whose product is annotated as phosphatidylinositol glycan anchor biosynthesis class Q. Gene Ontology annotation, biological process: GPI anchor biosynthetic process. The transcript is spliced from 10 exons. The record is from RefSeq and is a predicted model, not a curated record. Gene Ontology annotation, cellular component: endoplasmic reticulum; membrane. Bases 154 to 1893 code for a protein of 579 amino acids. NCBI's taxonomy places the organism in Eukaryota, Metazoa, Chordata, Mammalia, Sirenia, Trichechidae.